Dictyostelium discoideum AX4 is the source of this 2277-nucleotide messenger RNA. RefSeq lists its product as hypothetical. Gene Ontology annotation, cellular component: cytoplasm. Gene Ontology annotation, molecular function: protein serine/threonine kinase activity. The transcript has 3 exons. Bases 1 to 2277 code for a protein of 758 amino acids. The record is from RefSeq and is a predicted model, not a curated record. Lineage: Eukaryota; Evosea; Eumycetozoa; Dictyosteliales; Dictyosteliaceae.
AUGGGUAAAAAAGUCAAAAGUAUUAAAAUAUUAAAUGUUAUUGAUAUUGAUGGUAGAGCUACAGAAUUAUUUUGGGUGAAUGGGCAAUUGAUUGAGAAUACAACCAAAGGCUAUUUAGCUAUGGUUUCAAAUACAGUUCGUGGUAGUAGAAAAAGAAUAGGAAAAAAUCAAUCACUUCAGUUCAUUUCACAAGAAUCAAGAGAUAUCCUAACGAGCCACGUAAAGAAUAUGACAAACAAUGGUAAAUUAAAAUUAAAGAAUUUUUCAAUGGGUAAUUGUCAAUGUGAUCUAUGUCUAAACGAAUUACCUAUAAUAAUUAAAGUUAAAAAAGAUUUAUAUCCAACUACUCCAAGUUCUUGGGUUGAUUAUAUCGGUUUAGCAAUGUUUUGUAUAAAUAAACAACAAAAAUAUAGAGUUGAUGGAAAAGAGAAAGAAGUCAAAGAGAAUAGUGAUGAUGAUGUAUGUGAUGAGAGUGAUGAGAGUGACGGUGGUAGUGGUAAUGAAUUGGAAGGUAAAUUUUCAGCAGAGAAUAGAUAUGUACUUGAAGGUUCAAAAUAUUUUAUAAACACAAGAGAUCUAUAUGACUAUAUGAAAGCUCAUAAAGGAUUAAUGGAAAUUAGUAAAUCAUUUGAAUUGUUUGACCCAAAAGUGUUAAGACAAUUAAUUAAUCAUUGUAUUCAUAUUCAUCCAUUCAAAUUUCAAAGUGGUAAAUCUUAUUUUGGCACUGGUUAUUGGACUUUAAAAGACGUAGAUGAAGAUCCAUGGUAUGAUAUUGAUAUAUCUGAUGAUAUACCAUCAAAACGCAUAGUAAAUAAUAAAGUAUCACCAAUUCGAAUUGAUCAAGCUUCAACUCCAAAUGGUUUAUAUAAAAAAGUUAGUCCUAUUCAUCAAAAAUGGAAUAGAUCCAUGGCAACAAGUGAUGAUAUUGAUAAUAAUAAAGAUGAUGACGAUGAUGAUGAUGAUGAUGAAGAUGAAAAAGAUAUAAGUAAAAAUAAAAAAAGAAAAAAUACUCCUUCAAUUAAAAUAACUCCUAAAUUAAAUGUAAAUAAUGAUAAAAUAUUUCAUCACCAUGUUGAUGAUGAUGGUGAUGGUGGUGGUGGUGAUGAUAGUGAUGAUAGUGGCGGUGGUGGUGAUAUUGAAGAAGAUGAAGAAGAUGAGGAAGUUAAUGAAGAGAAAUAUCCAGAGACUGAUGAAGAUGAUGAUAAUUAUGGAGAUGACGACGAUGGUGAAGAUGAUGAUGGGGAAGAAGAAUAUGAUUUUGGUGAUGAUUUAACUGAUGAUGAUGAAGAAAGUAAUAUUGAUCAACAUUAUAAAAUUCAAGAUAUUAAAGAGUAUGAACAAUAUAAAGAAGAAUCAAGAAAAAAACACCAAGAACAACAAAAAGAACAAAAACAAGUCCAUUUCAAUGAGAGUUUAUUAGGUGGUCAAUGUAAGAAUUUAGAACCACUCAUAUUGGAAAAGACAAUAAUGGAACAAUUUUCAUUCACUCCAAUAAUAGAAAGAAUGAAAUUAAAAUCAAAAUUAAAUAAUAGUCAAUUAAAUUUAUUACCAAGAGAAUACACUAGAUUUAUGAUUUUAAAAUUCAUAGAUAAUGAUAUGAAAGUUGAUGAUUCAAAAUCAAUUAGUUUACAGGCAUCAAUUUUAAUUAAUGAUUUUUGGUUAUGCCAUAUUUCCCAUACUCAAAAAUAUAAUGAAUUUUGUAGAUUAUUAAAAACCAGAAUCUAUUGUUAUCCUCAAAUUUACUAUGAACCUCAACCAAUUCAAAGAAAACGUUAUGAAAGAACUUUAAAACUUUAUCAAAAAUAUUUUACCAAUAAAUAUUUGAAAAAAAAAAAAUAUAUAGAUGAUGAUAAUAAUAAUAAUAUUAAUAAUAAUAUUAAUAAUUUACCAUCUCAUAUAUGGCCUUUAGAUUUAUUUUCAUCAAAUAAUAAUAAUAAUAAUAAUAAUAAUAAUAAUAAUAAUAAUAAUAAUAAUAAUAAUAAUAAUAAUAAUAAUAAUAAUAAUAUUAAUAAUAUAAAUAAUAAUAAUAGUAUGACGGCAAAUAUAAAUAAUAAUAAUAAUAAUAAUAAUAAUAAUAAUAAUAAUAAUAAUAAUAAUAAUAAUAAUAAUAAUAAUAAUAAUAAUAAUAAUAAUAAUAAUAAUAAUAAUAAUAAUAAUAAUAAUAAUAAUAAUAAUAAUAAUAAUAAUAAUAAUUAUAAUAAUAAUAAUAAUAAUAAUAAUUAUAACAAUAGCAUAGUGGUAUUGAUAUUGAAAGUGAAAGAAAUUAUUUUAAAAUAA